Messenger RNA from Pocillopora meandrina, 14463 nucleotides. NCBI's taxonomy places the organism in Eukaryota, Metazoa, Cnidaria, Anthozoa, Scleractinia, Pocilloporidae. The record is from the annotation of a GenBank genome assembly.
AUGGCCUCCUUUCUCAAGGAGAAUAAUUUUAUAUGGCUUCUGGCAAUACUUUGUAUUGUCUUGUGCGCGGGGAUUGAGGGAAAAGGAAGCCUUCAAGGAGAUCACAUCGUUUUUUCUCCAUUGCGUAUAGGAAAUAACUACACAUUGAAUAGAAGCAAGAGCGACUGGUUCCUGUCCAGUUAUGAUUCAGUCGCUGAAGCUGUGGUUUUAUCAUUGAAUUUUUCUCCUCCAUACGGUAAGAAAUUUUAUGAAGUCACUAGCGGAAAAGCAGGAAAUUAAGCCUUAAAUUGGCUUUGUUAAUGAUACCGAGGGAUUUUUCGCGGUGUUGGGAGUUUGUUGAAGGUAAAGGUUGGCGAGGUAAAGAAACAUUUCCUUGUGCAAUAGCCUGUGAACAGCAGCCUUCAAGUUAAUGACAGAGUCACUCAUGUGUAUUAAACCAUAACAUUUUUAAACGCGCUUUAUCUUUCAAGUUUGUAAAUCGCCUAGCACUUUUCCUUAAAACAGGAAAUUAAUAUCUAAGCUCGGCAAGAUUAGGAGACUGAGGAGAGGAAGAAAGGCAGUGUUAUUCCAUAAACUUUUUUGGCGAGAUUUCAAUGCUUAUUUCAAUAUACCCGCUAUAACAUUUAUCUUAUCAAUUCAAGAAAGUCUUGAAUUGAUAACAUAAGUCUCCAGAAAUUUAGAAACUUUCAAUUCUCUUUGCGGAAUAUAGAAAGUCUGGCGUAAAGGCAUCACUUCAGUCUCAUCUAAAAGGAAAAAUAGUGAGAUUUUCAGCGUUAUACUUUGUUGUAUUUUACUUUCUUCAAUAAUUUAGCGCCUGCUAUUUUUUGAUAGCCGCCGUAAGAGAAAGAAAAAGACCAUGUUAUUUCCCAGAUUGAAAACAAAGCUUUUCUUUCCUUUUAGCACUCAAAAACACCGGCCGUAUAUUCCAUCUCUCUGUCGCUUAAUUGUCAAAAUCAUUGACUUUUUCUUUAACCAGUAAACCACCCUUAAAAGAUCAGAAGUUAAGUUUGUAAGGAAACCUGCAUCUUAACGGCGAUGUUUACAAUUGGAGCAGUGCAGGGUAACCAUUGUGUGAUUUUCGGUACCUGCAAUUUUUCUCAGGUAUCUGGAGAGACUUUCUAUUGUAUGACGGCGAGUUUCUCGUACUUUUAAAUAUACGUGGCCCAAACAAAUACAAUUAAAGCUGUUUUCUUUAGGUGAAUACUAAUCAUAUAGUUUUAAGACCCUUCGCGAAAUUUGAUAGAAAUUUCAGAAAGAUUACAGUACAUCACCCACACUUUUAAUUAACACUACCUAUAUUUGUUAAUUGAACUAAUUGAAUCGGAGCUGAAGUUGUUCAGGUUCACUCAGCCCUUACACACAACCCUUAUAAUUUUCCGUUUCACAUGGUAACAAUGCUUCAAUGUCCAACAACAGGACAUUUCUUAAAUUUUCACAUUAAAUUAAAUCUAGCAACCUCCAGUUAUUUACCACAUUUUCUUAAAUUGUAAUAUGAAGACUUCCUUGCUGUCAUCCAUAGCCCGCUAGGAUGAUAAACGGACAUGAUAAAAUCUUCGGAAAGCUGUACUCCAGCGCAUUCAUGAAUUUUGAGAUUCGGUGUUAAAACAGAGUGAUACAAUUUAAGUUUUCAGCCAAUUUAGUUCAAAAGAAAAAAAACCUUCCGGCCAUGCUGGAUAGAAAUCCAGGAUGCGUGUACUUUGACGCUCGACCUUCGGCCGAGUGCUUCGCACUUUACGGCAAAAAGCCUUGACUCUCAGUAAUCAGUAACAUGCAUUUUCAAGUGUCAUGUUUCAUUCUUAAACCUUAUGAAAUUCACCAAAAAUUUACAACCAUCUCAACCAUCUGCAGCAAUCUAAAAUUCUUGUGUUUCAUCUUUUGUAGAUGCCAUUAAAGAUGGACUGCGAAGUCUUGAAGGGAUCAAUAAAUUUACGGCUGGGGACAUCGCAAAAAAGGUAAAAAGUACCCAAUCUACACAAGUCCUUUUAGGAAACAUCUAAAUAUUAAAUUGUUAAAGAAAUUUGAAAACUGUGAUAAUUAUCUGUACUAAAAAAUAUUUAUUUUUUUUCCUUUUUUCUCCUGUAGGCAAUUACUGAGAAUCUUCCUUUGACACUUCUGACAUGUGUCUCGCUCAUAAGCGCUUUUGGAAUACCGCUGGUCGGUAUCAUAUUUGGCUGCUUUCGGUGCAAGGGGAAAUGCGGCGGUGCGCUGAUAGAGGAGGAUCUGGAAUCAAACCCAAAGAAACGUCGGCAAAUGUUUACAGCAGCAAUUUCCAUUUGCACGCUUUUGAUCAUGUAAGUUUGAUUCCCUGUCUGAUUAGCGACUAUAAUUUUCAAAUUUUUAAAGGUAUCUUAUUCAAGAAUCCAACUGAAGCACGCUAUUGACAGCAAUCUCUUUUUUUUUCAGGAUCGCUGCUUUUUCAAUCAGUCUGAUUAACGACAGAACUGACAAUGCAGCCCCCGCAUUAGAUUCUCUCUUUAUGGACUCCAUUGUGGAUAUCGCAAUUUACAAGGAGAACACUUUGAAUGUAGGCUUAAAACUUUUUUGGUGAUACUUGUAAUUCCGACACUAGAUGCUUCAAUUUUGUUUAUAAGUAUGGAAUUAAGGACUUUUCGUAUUUUUACGUAGUCUAACCAUCAGUAGUAGAGAGUUUGUGCCUUGCUUCCUCAAUAUCUGACGUCACUACAGAUAAUCCCCUGGUCUUUAGUUCCUUAUUUACGACAGUCUCUAGUAUUUAUUGAUAACCCUGACGGGAGAUCAACCAUCUUUUCCUCACAUAAGGCUUCAUGUCACAUGGUUUUUUAGGGGAAGCGGAGGAGGGACUAGUCGUCGCUAACAGAGGAAUGUAGAAAAAUGAUUAUCAAUAAGAGGGUAUCAUUAGAAUAUUACAGAGCCUUGGUGGGGUGGGGGGGAGGGGGGUUCUGGUAAAUCUGAUUAUGAACCAACCGAAAUCCUCCCAGGCCACUCCCCUAUCCCACUGGGCGAUAAAUAAAAAUAAAAAUUAGCAGAAACGGGAUAAAUAAACUAAUUAAACUAUGAAUACGAAAAAAAGCAAACUAACAGCAAUUAGAAUCUGGCUGAGUAUAGUAAAAAAACAGAAGUGAAUUUUCUCUUAUAUCAUUGGCCUAACAAAGAAAAGUUAUCAGCUCAUAACUCUAUUGCGGAUGAUGCAGCGAGUGGACUCGUCAAAAGAGGGCUUAGACUGCGUAUGGCCUAAAAAUGACGAAGUUUACGAAAUUAGUUUUAAGCUCGUAAAACAAAUCAAUUUAGGGGCCUAAGCGGGGGGUGGCGGCGGUGGAUUUUGGAAAGAUCACAUUCUUUUCAGGGGCAUGGAGGGGGGUAUUAGUCGUCGCAAACAGAGUAGAAAGGGGGGCUGACAAUUAACUGCCAUGAGGUGGGGAUCAUGAUAAUGAAUAUUGCAGAGCCUUAUGGGGGAUCAUAAGCGAUGAAUGACGAUCGCUUUUUUUUUCCUUUAAAUCAAAAACGGAUUUGAAUCAUUUUUUAAGCCUAAAACUGGAAUCGACAAAAAACGAAAGUGACAAGUUUUUGUAGGAAAUUGUAAAAGAUCUAUUUUAUGUGUUAUUUGAAUAUUUUUUUUCCUUAGGAAUUAUCUGAAGUAACUGGAGAAAACAUGAAUUUUACGAUCGGUCUUAUAUCCCAGGAACUAAACUGUAAGUUGUUUUAAGAGACAUCUGAUGUAUGUUGCAUGGAUCGAUUACCUCUAGAUUAACUAUGAGUACUUUUGAAACCUGUUAUAAUUAUUGUUUCAUAGAUUUACCAGUUAAUAUAACAACCCCGGUUAUAAAACGGGCUGACAACGCCGCAAAAGCAGUUCUGGACAACGUGAAAGAACUUGGAUCAGGUAGGUAUCCUUCAUUAUUGAGCUGACGGUGCUGUGCCCUCAAAAUGCUUUCAUUCAAUAAAAAUAAAGCUGGCGUAGUUUUUCUAGAUUACUCGUUUAUCAAAACUAAAAUAGACACGGUGAAGCCAAAUGAUUGAAACUGCCGCCUGAAAUUAGAUACACGUUGGAAAAAGGGAAAAAAUCAGUGGAAUGAAAAGUCGUAUGUUUUGCCAAGGAUGAUGGUGUAGUAGGCGACUGUUUCGUAAGGAGAAAUCCGAACACCAGAGCUUGCAGGCUAAACAUACGACGGUAGACCGCCGAUUUCCGGUUUUUAUCGAAACUGCUUAAAGUAUACCUCAUGUCCAAAAGACCACAAGAUGGCCUAUUGAUUUUAUUGAGGGGAGAUUCAAUCUCUUCCAAUUUUCCUCUCUUGGAUUGUGUCUUGAACUGUUUUGCAGAACUUGGAGACCUAAGGGACUCUUUAAAAGAUGUGGCAGAUAUUGUUAAGAAUUUACGUAUGCUCGGCCAAAAACUUCGCGAUGGUUUGAGCGAGGUGCGAAAGAACUUGACAGAAGCGAAAACAGAAUGUAACAAUGAUGAGCCGUCUAAAACUGCUGGUGCUUGCGACAAAAUACCCAGUGGAGACCCCUUAGAGGCCGAUGCGGACUUCAAUAAGGUAAUGCUACGAGCUAAAUACGAUUAUCUUAACUCUUCGUUUAAAAACAGAAUUCUAUGCUACGUUUGUAACAUAUUUUCUGUCUAUGUACUCGUCGUCGGGUUUUUCUCUCGAAAAUAACUCGUAGCUUAUAUCACAAACUAGUGAAAUUCCCAGACUUUACGGACCAUUUCUAAUUGCACAUGGGUAGAAGUCACCGUUUGCCUCGGUUUUCCUUCAAUGCGCUCUCUUUAAGCGCUCUAGAAACGUUGGAACAACUUUCUAACCAAUCACGACUUCUACACUUUCACUUUGUAUUUGAUGGUUUUGCUUUAAUUUGACAAUCAAUCGAAAAGCGCUAUAAACCUAACAUAUCGCACUUUAAAGCAAUUUCUAAAACUUAAAGCCUGCCCUUUUCCAAGCCAAGAAUGAAAAUAGGUGCGGCACAAAUAUUAUUUUGUUCUGUAGUCUGAUCGUCCGGGUGAGUGUAAGUCCAGAGAAGGAAUGUUAGGAAUGUUGAGGGAAAGUCGCCAUAGGAGUUAAAUGAGGAGUUCUUGACAGUCAAGUGUAUACAGUUCGGUUCGUGUAACCUGAUUGGUCAGUUUAGCCGUGAUGUUACCGGCCAUAAGACUCAAGUGGCGUAAGUUGGUCUUGAGUGGUCAGUCUAUGCAUCAGUAAUGAAAGAAAUAUUACCUAAGGACAAAAACUAUGAUUUGAAAAGAUGUUUCUAACUUGCUGAAUUAUUAAUUUUGACCGUUCCUGAUUUUAUACUUGUUCUUGGUCCUUUCAGGUUCCAGAUUUAGCUCAGGAGUUGUCGAACAUUGAAGGAGUUCUUGCCAGAAACGACUUCGAAGCACAAAGCGUUCAGGUAAGUAACUAGAACGUGGAAAGCAUUAUUCUGCAAUUAUUGAAUUUGACGAGGAUACUGGGAUAAAAUUACUAUUGAAUUAUUUCAUUUAUUAAUACAGACGUUUACAUUUUAGGGGCAAAAUAGAUUUAUGUCAAUGACAGCAAAAGUCAACGAGAAGAUAUUGUCGGGAAGGGAAGGUGUGUGUGUGUUUCCUACAAUUGAAGCUGGAACCAGCAAAUCCAACAAAAAUUAUUCCAGAAAAACAAGUCUUAGCUUAGAUGGUUUACCCUUCUUCCUCUUUCAGAGAUAACAAAUUUUACCAAGGAACUUCAAGACUUUGCUGCAAAGAUGGUAAAUACACUGGAAGACGCUGGUGAUUCGGUAAGGUUCUUCCUCAGUGUUAUAAUCAACAACGAUAAGAAGCAACAACGAAAAACGGCAAGAAAAGCAACAUAAAUAAAAACAACAACAGCAAAAUAGGAAUAUCAAUAAGACCGUAUUCAGUCAGUAUAAUUUAGGCUAGUCCUGCUGCAGUAGUUUUCCUAAAACUUCACCUGAUUUGGAGACAUCAACAUCAUUACCAAGUUUUGCUCCCUCGCGCGUUCUAAACACUUGACAGAUGUUGUGAUUUGGCUCAAACCAUUUUCUGCUGUAUCUGGCAGAGAUAUAGAAUACCGAAGACUAAGACUAUCUUAGCAGGCUUUAAUUAUUUUUUAAUUUUUCCUGUAACUUUAUUCAUUUCCCCCUCUCCCUCAUUUCAAUAUCGCCUAGUGUUACAAAAUGCUCACUUAUCUGUUACAACAUUGUUUAGUGGGGAAAGGAGGGAUUUUCAGGUACCUUGUUAAAGAUUCAGUAUAAGAUUUCUGUUUAUCGUGUUGAUUGGAAGGCUGUCGAACACCUACUGAAGGGAGACGUACCAACUACCUCGGCCACUUAUUGUUCGUCUAUAUAACAACAAGAAAAUAUGAUCUCCCAUUAAAAAAAAAUAAAACUUGCACCUGAAAACAGCCAGAGACUAUUCUUGUUCAAACUCAGGCGCGUGUUGAGCUAAAAUUUAGUUAUUAAACUUGUCGCUUGGCGAUCAGUGAUUUGUGGCGAUUUAAGGUGUCACAACUUUUUCUUCUCAGUUGCAAACAGAAAUUCUAUUGCCAACAAAAACAGAAGUCCACACUAUAUUUGGUAGAGGAGGAUUGUUCAACAGAUAUGAUAAAUACAGGUAUUUAAUAAUGCAUUGCAAAAAUAGGAAGGAGUGGUUUAAAGAAUUUGUCUGAAGGGUUUUUAACGUUUCAUUCAAGUGAUGUAUUGUUGAUUUUGUCAAAUUGCGUACAUUACAGUGAUACAUGACAUAAAAAUGAUUUUGAAGAGAUGCAUCUACCGUAUUUCAUCGAAUACGCGCCCACGUUCUUGUAAGCGCUCUCUCCCCUGAAUAAGCUCCCACCUCAGGCCAUAAUAGGGAGUUUAAGUAAACCACGGCGGCAACGGCAACGAGAACGUCUCUAAACAAAAGGUUUAAAGAGCAGAACAAUGGCUGUGCACGUGCGUUAUAAAUUUUUGUAAAUUUCUCUGCGUCCUCUGCGAAACAACAACGUGAAAUGACCAAACUUUGCGUUGUCUGGAGAACGUGAACGACGACAGCUAAUUUUUUAAAUUUCUAAUUUAAGGCUGUGCUCCAUAUUCAGUUUCGAGAUAGUUUUGACCGUGAAAAACAAACAAAAUGACAUUUGAGUAUCGUGAGAUUCGUAGGUAAAAUGAAGGUUCACUUUUUAACCGACGUUGUCCAUGGCGUCACCGUCGUCGUUUCUUAAACUCCCUAAUAGGGACCUUAAGCAGUCAGGACGGCAACGCUAAAGAAGGCUUCGAGUAAAAAAAUGAAUUUCUGCCUUUAAUUAGAAUUUCAAAAAUAGUUGCAUGUGUUUACCGUCUCAUACGGCGCCACACCUUAACUUCACUCAACAAAUAGAGAUGCCUUGACUGUGCUCUGUUCUGUUAUAAAGCACGCAGGAAGCGGCUAGAGCACGAAAGAAGUGUAGGGAGAAACACGAGACGUAGUCGAGUGUUUCUCCCCACUUUCUCCCCACUUUCUCUCCACUUCUUCCACAGCGGUGUGAGUACACGAGAACAGUUUCUUAAUAAGCGCUCCCCUCGCUUAAGCGUCCUCUCUCUAAUACAUGUUCCUCCUUUAAGCCGAAAUUUUUAAGAGGCACCCGAGCGCUAAUUCAAGGAAAUAUGGUAUAUACUGACUUAGUUCGAACUCUUAAUUCUGUUAAUUCGUGCAAGGUGUAUGUCGAAGUUUUUUCCAGUUGCUGUGACGAACAUGGGGAUAUCGUAAAAAAGUAUUAAUCUUAAAUUCACUCUUCUUUAAGAAAUGCUUUAAGAUAUCAGUGAUAAAGUUUGUCAGAUAUCUUUGUGAUAAAUCCAGACUAUGAUUUCAGACGAUUGACACAAAAAUGUCUAGUUUUCAGAAAAGUUUUCUUAUUUAUUUACAUCAGCACGGGUCGUCGACAUUUAUUCAUCUUUCAGGUGGAUUACCCUUCUGUCAAUCUCUCUCGCUGUUGUUUUUGUUGUUUUGUUAACCUUCCUGUCUCUCAUAUCCGGUGCUCUCGGUGCCAGUCCUUCGGAUACGCCUAGCACGCGCUCUGGCAUUUCAAACUGCGCGGGGAAUGCACUCAUGUGGUAAGAAGACAUUUCUUAAUCAAUGUGGACUUUGUCAUGUAUUGCAUACUGAAUGACUCAUUUUACAGCUUAACUAAAUAAACAAGUGUAGGAAUUGGAAAGAGGAUUGUUCGAUUCUGUCCAAAUACAUAAGACAAUAAUAAUACCUUUCGUUGAUAUGAGCAUAAUAAUGAACAAAUGGAAGAGUAAUUCAGAAUGUUGUUUUUGAAACUCUUUAGUCCCACCACAACCCCAUUUUAAGCAUCGUAUUUUAUUGGCUUAUUUUUUCUCAUUAUAAGGUUCCAGUGGAAAUUAAACAGCUGAAUUAGAAACUGAGUAGUCCGGGAUUGGGUUGGUUUGUCUCUCUACGUUCUGUGGAUUGGUUUAGAAACCUCGCACCACUCUCUCAAACAAUCAGAUACGAUGUAAAACCAAUUUUGUCGUCAUAUACACUCUUCUGAGCUUAAAGUAACAUCAGUGUAAAUUUGACUUUGUGUGCUCAUCGAUUCCUUUUGAUUUUCAUCUUUGUUUUGGUUGGUUGUGUUAAAUACUUUUCCUUCUUUGCUCUUGCGACAAUCGAUCGGAAAACGCUCUACUGUAAGCAAGGUUUCUCAACUAAAGAUUUUUUCGUUGUUUUUUCCUCCCAUAGUGUCGUGGCUUUGUAUUUCUUCAGUGCUUUCUUCCUCAAUUUCAUUCUCGCUCUUACGUUUUAUGUUGGAGCUAACGCUACGAUCCUCUGCAAGUCAGCUGCUGACCUUAGCCUCCUAGAAAAGGUAAGUUAAGAUAACCUUAUGACAACAUAAGAAACGCCGAUUUUUAAUUGUUAUUGAUUUUUUUAAUCAAAAUGUUGAUGAAUACAUGAGAAGGCUUUUUUAUUACACGUAAUCAACCAACUUCAUGUAAUACAAUAUAGCCCACCAAAGCGGUCUUUGUUCAAGGUGAUCGGCACCUAACUGGUGCCGAUCACCUUGGUGGUAUAGUCAUGAGGGGGGUAUCAUCGUGAUUUUAUGCCUCCCAUGUGGCUAGGCGUAAUUUGUACCUGUGUAAAAAAUAUAACCGGUAACAAAACAUUAUAAUUGUUUGUGUUUGCAACUUUCCAGACCAUAGACGAUCCUUCAACUUUAGGAUACUUUCCCAUCUCUAAGGCAGUGCUGGGAAAUGGAAUCAUAGACAUACGACUAUCUGAUAUACUCAGGUAACGCAAGGGUAGAGGGUAGGGUGAAAAUUUGCCCUCUUCCCCAGUUUUAACUCCUAAAAAAACAUGAGUUAAGAACGGGAAAAUGCUGUUCUAUUGAAGAUUCUGAGGAAUGCGUAUAGGAAAGAAUUAAAACAUUCGGACUUCCCUCAACGCGUUUUCGUCAAAUACUUCCUAGAGAAGUUUGGAAUGAGUCUCGACUGAUGGAAACAAGGGAAGGAGAGGAAAGAAUGAGAUUUUCCAUUCAAGAUCAAUACCUUAACACGAGCAUCGAGCCUACAGCAUUGCACUGUAACCAGAGAUUGUAAACAAUUUAGAAUCUGUCGACUGAAAUUAUAACUUAUCGUUCAUUUCUCUAUUUUAAGCAAAAGUAUAUGUAUUAACAGAAUUUCAUUUUUAAACUGUUUUUUAAUCGCCUACUCAAUCCUUGUCAUCCUAGUAAAAGAUUGAUUGAACAACAAAGAUUCCAAACGUUUGGGUCAUUAAAGAAACUGAACAACUUCUGACAAUUGUUGGGGUUUUCUUAUUAAUCCUCUUUAUUUUACAGGCGAUGUGAUAAAAAAGAGACGCCCUGGGAACUACUAAAGCUGGACAAUAAAUUCAAUUUUGAAGAUAUGACAAGUUACAGAGAUGUAAGUCAGUGUUCAAUGUUACGCCAUGGAGCCCUAUGUGAAAUGUAUGCGAUAACAAAUUCUGCUAUGUAGAAUGGCUUCAAAUUCUUAUUAACUUACUUGCAUCACGAGCGAGUCAAUUACGAUGCAAGGUUUACUCUAAAAUAUCAACUGAUGUUUUUAUUCAAAACAGAAAAUUCCACCGAUGGACGAAAUUCUGGCUGGAAUAAACAGCUCCAUAACAGAUAUAGAACUUGUGUCAGAUGACACCAGGAAAGCUAUUAAUGAUACGUUUACUUCUGGGGUCCAGGAGAUUGAAUUCUACAAGUUUUCAAUGGAGGUAAAGCUCUUUUUUCCAUUUCGGAGACAAUCCCGUAUUACUUUUUCCCCUUUUCUCACUUGUUUACAGAACUCAUACGUCCGACUUCCCAACAUUCUCUCCGCAUUUAUGAAAUAACUGAGAAAUGACGAGCACUCUGAUUGGUUUAAAACCUAUCAAUUAUUGUACCUGUAAACCCAUAAAAAUUUUAAUGAUAUACGUAAAAAAGUUACACGCUUCUAAGUGGCUGAAAACAAGUGCAAAGCUGUAACACGAGUGUAAACUGCCAAUAGCGCGCGCUCGCUUUCAAAAUUUCGUCUGUAGUGACUUUCUAUGGUGUUCUUCAUGCACAUUGUUGACAAGUUAUAAAAUGAUUCCUCUUGCAAUUUAGUGUUAACAAGCACUUGUAAUUUUCUGUGAAAUGAAAAACAUUAGCGUUUUUGAGACAUUUGGAUUCCUUACAACCUACUUUCAGAAGUUAGCAGAUUACACCCUAAAGAUGUUUCCUGUCUAAAAUUUGUUUCAUGUCGCCAUAAAAAUCUUUUAAAAAAUUUGUAUUUUUUCAAUUAACAGACAGGAUUGCCUCUUACAAAGAAUAGCCUUUCAUUGAACACAUUUGCGAACGAGUUGGGAACAGCAGCUGAUGGUCAAGUAAGUUACUCUGUGAUGCAAUUUGGGGUUUAGUUUGAAGACCCUAGUGGCUCCGUUACAGCCGGAGCUUUUCACGGUUUCUGUGUCAUGAAACGACAGGACAUACUGCCACUCUCCCUGGAUGGGAUGCCAGUUUAUUCGAGGUGCCCCCCCCUCCCCCACAUUUCUUCAGUUUUCCCUGACAGUUCACAAGUGGCCAUUAAUUCUCCUGAGUGGAGAGGGACCGGGUGAGAGCAAAGUGCCUUCCUCAAGAACAUUACAAAGAGAGUUCGAAUCCUGACAUUUCGAUCCAGAGUCCAGAGUCCAGAGUCCAGAGUCCGGAGUCCGGGGUCCGGGGUCCAGGGUCCAGGGUCCAGAAUCCGGAGUCUAGAGUCCAGAUAUGUCACAGUUGAUUUCAUUGUGAAAUAGAUGAACGCUAUUGAGGUGAAGCAAACAAACAAAAGUUUAUUUGAUACCAUUAACGCUUAUUUUGGGAACAGGUCUUACUCUAGGGAGACUUGGUAACUUUGAGGGAAAAUGAAAUUGAGAAAUUACCUUUGGAACGAGGAAUUUAUGGGUGGGACAGUCUCUAGGCUUAUACCCUCUAGGUUUGAUGGGUUCUUGUUAUCCUUCAGGUGAAUUCUGGAAUUUCUGGAAAACUGCGCUCUGCUAAAGAUGCUUUAAACAAUUUACACGAUGACACAAUUUUGAUAUCGCAACCGCUGGUGGUAAGCUGUUUGGCAAUUAAAAAGAAUUCUUUUCUUCCUGUUCUCGUAUUGGUUAUUCAUAGUGAUUAAUUCAUUCCUCUACUAUUGCAGUAGAAAAAGUCAUGUGAUGCCUUCUAUUUCAAUUCAUUUAUCUUCUAUGUUUUCAUAACUUUCAGGGCGAGUUAACUCAGAAAACGCAGACGUUGAUGACAAAAAACAUGAAAGUACUGGUACGAGCGAAGGCUUCUCAUGUAGUUUUAUUUGACAUUUUGUAACAGUUGCAAACUGGCUGAUUUCAUUUUGUGAAGAAAUUUUAGACCUUGUCUAGGUCCCUGGAUCUGCGCCUGUAUUAAAUGAUUCGUAAUAUAUCAAUUUCAGCGCCAUUUUCAACUGAACGUCGUGAGUGAUUCAGAUCCGCCAAUCAAAAAGGGCCUUGUGAAAAAUUAGUGUAAAAUUAAAGUUGAAACUCCCUAACUUGCCAAAAUCUAUUUUUAAAGUUGGCUCUAUCUCUGUGUUAAUUGAAUAUUCCAGUCUUCCUUCGCUAUAAAAACAGUUUGAACGAAAGUCAGCUAUUCUCGCAAACCAAAUUGCCUUAUUACUACCAAUUGAGGCUGAGUUCACACCUAUUUCAUCUUCGUUGAAAUUGUGCCGUCAACUCUUCAAAGAUUACUAUGUCUACGUGUAUGUUAAACUACUCCUAAUAAUUUUUUAUCUUAAAAUGCAUUUUCUAUACUUUUUAGAAUGACGCCAAUCAGAUUGACCUUUUCCGUGAAAGGCUGAAAACUGUUCUUGACAGCGAUGGUUUGGAACUAGCUAAUGAGGUUUGUACUUUUGUCUUUUUAUAUGGAAGAGCAGCAGUUAUCGUCGUCCUCAGAUUUGUGAUGUACUUCCGUUCGGUCGUUCAUUUUAAAAUCAACACUCGUCUCUGAUUGCUUUCAACCAUUCAAGACUAACCUGAAUUGCAUCGAUGUCCUGGGUACUUUCAAUAAGCUCAGCGUAAUGUGUAAAGCUUUACUUCCGUGCGUUUUUCUAACGGAGUGUCGGAGUAAGUCAUCAUUUGACUGAUAGAUUCAAGCCUAAAUGCAUUUUGAGAAACUUGAGUAGAUGAUUUUCAUUAAGGAAAUAACAGCCACAGCACAACAUACAACAAUUGAACCAAGUCAACAUCUAGAGACUUGUAAGCGCACAAAACCAAAUUAGUCGACAGACCUUUAAAACUGAAUCUACUGAACAUUGUUAAGUCCUAACUUUGAAUCAAAUUCCCGAUUUAUUUCACUGGGGUCGAGAUCAAUAUGUUAUCGAUUUCGUGUGAAACUAGUCUCCUCCCAAUUUUUCAACAGGCAGGAAAAAAGUCUUUGAGUCGCACACUUGGAUGGAUGGACGAAUAUUUGAAAGACUCCAUAGAUAAGGUAAAACCCUGAGAACAUUGUCCUCCCUGUAUUCAUAUACCAAAUGCAUUAGGAACCAUUGUAGCUCCAGUAAUUAAAUGUAACAAAGGCAUAAUUAACUGAUCAUUUUGUUCACUCUCUAAACCAUUUGAAAAUAAAUUUCCUUUUUGCAUGAGCUGAUUAACGCUACAAAUAGAUUCCAUGUUGUAGCGUUGAGUCAUGAUAGAUCACAGAUGGCGUAAAAAUCUAGUGGAAACGAAAGAUUAGCACAUCUGGAGGCGCAGCCGAGUGUGUCACUGAUGUUCCAUCCACAAUUUGACGUCUGCUGUGAUCUAUUUCUGUACAGACCCACGGCAACAUGGAAUAUAUUUGUAUCAUAGGAUUACAAAAAAGUGUUAGUUUUGCUGAGGUCAUCUAUGCGUCUGUCCUCCGAUAGAUUAUAAGUAAGGACCAAUCAAAAUGCGUGUAUAAUUUAUGUAAUGAGUUAUUAAUUAUGAUAUGCGCUCAGAACAUCAGAGCCACAAGCGAAUUCGUAUGGUAUAGCCUCCCUAAGCCUCCUGCAAACAACGGUAGAGCUUCCAGGCCAGUAACAUGAUUGCUACAAGUAACAACAUGAUUUCGAGUGCAAUUUGGUGUUAAUAAGCACAAGUAGAUUUUUCAAAGACAACAAAAUUGCACGAGCCCGUAGGACUCGUGUAGCACUCGUGUUACAUGAAAAAUGCACUCGUGUUUAUUGUUAUAUAGGUUAAACUCCACUGGGAAAAUAUUUUAUAACACUUUCUCUUUCUGUUAUUGAACAUUCUCUUAAGUAGCAACAGUUAAGUUUUUUUCGGUCCACUGAGAGCGUGUUUUCCUUUUUUCAAUCGUUUAUUUAGCUUCGAAAUGACGUGGGAGAUUGCCACCCAAUCAGAAAUGUCUAUGAUGUGUUAGUCUCUGAUGCAUGCGACAAUGCUGUUGGCCUUGUGGUGAGUAAAACUUCUCUGAUAAUCUAGCCAUGUUUUUUUCUUUUUGUGUUUUAGAACUGGUAAGUAAACAAGGUUGGGAGAAUUAACCUCACACCAGAGACAAAAGGAAUUGGAAUUGACGCUUAAGAAUUUCACAGCAGUCUUGAAAACGCUGGCGGAAAUAAAGAGCUAAAAUUCUGAGUGAUUUUAUAGAUCUCACUGUGAUGUCAACGCAUUAGAAUUACCGAGUGGUAAACCUCUAGUGAGGGAAAUAGGCCGUGUGAAAUUUCUUUGCUCAAAUAACCUGUAACUAUAACGGGGAGAAUUAUUUUCUUUGGACUAUAGCAAACUAUACAGAACAACUAAUUUUACGGCUCAUUUUUCUCAGAAGAUGCCAAACACAUUUUAUAGUAUAUGAAAUUCUAAACAAAGAUAUACCAUAGACUUUGAGGUGUGUUGUGUCUUCUCAGAAUGCCCUAUGGCUGUGUGUUGGUGUCAUCGCUUUGUUUUCGGUAAUUACUAUCAUCCUCUGCGUUCGUCUGGCCAAGCAUCUUCGACGAGCGAAGAGCGGUGACGAUGAUAUGUAUUCAGAGGAAAGUACAUCUAACUACGGAGUCCCUCUGAGGCUGUUUGACAAAUUCCCGAAGCUUCCCAAGAAGAAAUUUUCCUGGUAA